This is a messenger RNA of Cynoglossus semilaevis (tongue sole), 907 nucleotides long. Its product is annotated as trypsin-3-like. Gene Ontology annotation, biological process: proteolysis. Bases 113 to 856 code for a protein of 247 amino acids. Gene Ontology annotation, molecular function: serine-type endopeptidase activity. The record is from RefSeq and is a predicted model, not a curated record. The transcript has 5 exons. NCBI's taxonomy places the organism in Eukaryota, Metazoa, Chordata, Actinopteri, Pleuronectiformes, Cynoglossidae.
UUUUUUCCACGGUGUUUUGACGUCAAAGGACCUUGAAAAAUGUAGAUAAGAGGUUUUAAAUCCCCGUGGAUGUAGAGAAUCCAUACAGUUGCUGAUCAAACCAACUGAAGGCAUGGAGCUCUUUGUUCUCCUGGCACUCAUCACAGGGUCAGUUGCCCUGGAGGGAGAUGACAAAAUUGUGGGCGGGUACGAGUGCAGGAAAAACUCCGUUCCCUACCAGGUGUCGCUCUUCACUGGGUACAACUAUUGCGGUGGGACCCUUUUGUCUGACAAGUGGGUUCUCUCCGCCGCACACUGCACAUCAAAGUCAAAUGUAGAACUGCGUCUCGGGGAACAUGACAUCUGGGAGCCUGAAGGAACCGAACAGCACAUCAUGUCUGCUGAAUUUAUUCGGCAUCCCAACUACAAUCCCCGCUCACUGGACAAUGACAUCAUGCUCAUCAAACUGAGUCAACCUGCCAAACUCAACAGCUACGUGCAGCCGGCCACUCUCCCUUCAGAGUGUGCCACCGAGGGGACGAUGUGCAAGAUCUCUGGGUGGGGGAGUCUCCGUCCCAGUGACGAGGGCUCAAGGUACCCUUCAAAGUUACAGUGUCUGGACGCCCCACUGCUGAGUGACGACACCUGCUUCAAUUCAUACCCUUUCCAAAUCACUGACAACAUGAUCUGUGCUGGAUAUUUGGAGGGAGAAAAGGACUCUUGUCAGGGUGACUCCGGUGGUCCUAUGGUGUGUGGUGGAGAGCUCCAGGGAGUCGUGUCUUGGGGACAAGGCUGCGCUCUGAGAAACAAGCCUGGGGUCUACGCCAAGGUCUGCAACUACACCUCAUGGAUCAAGAACACAAUGGCAUCUGGAUGAGCAGUAAAGACGUGAACAGAGCCGCGUUCAGUAAAGUACUUUUCAAGAUGA